Molecule: messenger RNA, 6549 nt
Organism: Hippoglossus stenolepis (Pacific halibut)
Lineage: Eukaryota; Metazoa; Chordata; Actinopteri; Pleuronectiformes; Pleuronectidae
Gene: ikzf4
Product: IKAROS family zinc finger 4
Exons: 8
Coding region: 2835-4565 (576 amino acids)
Biological process (GO): regulation of transcription by RNA polymerase II
Molecular function (GO): RNA polymerase II cis-regulatory region sequence-specific DNA binding; DNA-binding transcription factor activity
Source: RefSeq, a predicted model, not a curated record
AUGCCAUCAUCUCUCCAAUUAGACAUCCACCCGCAGCAGCCUGGUUUCCCGUGGAGUUCACGAGUCGAUCUAAUGACGUCGAUUUCCCCCCACAUCCCUCGUUUAGUUUGCCACCUGCAGAACAGCGCUGACAUGCAUCGAUGCGUUCGACACUCGCUGGAUCCAGAGCUCUGUUGUACCAUUGUUGGGUCUGUAUCCCAGCAUGGGCCCGGAAGUUGUUUGGGAUUCCCAGGUAAAGAAAAAAGAAAAAAAAAUCCGGGAGAUGCUGUCGUCGCCUGGGAAAACAAACAGCUACCCAGACAGUUGGAAAAAGGGGGAAACAGCGAUCGGUCGCCAGGUAAGGAGGAGGCCGGUGGACUUCGCCGCGGCUGCCGGUAAGACCCAUCCGUCGGUUUAGAUGUGGGAGUGCGGCAUGUUUGUGAGGAGUCGGUCGGGGUGAAUGCCAAUUGUCGUGUGGUCGGGUGCCAUAGCAACGGCUCAUGAGAAACACGGUAAAGGCGCAGGCCGGUUUUUGACGCUGCGGGAUGACAGCGGCGUUUCAUCGCACACGCAGCGGCAACUCCGUGCAACAUGUCACCGCCGCCGAUCGGUGCCGGAGCGGCGCGCGUUCCACCGAGCAGCCGAAACAAGUAGGCGCGGAUUACACGGAGAGACAUGAUAGUUGGUGCGGUCGAUGCAUGUGUGUGUCUGUGUGUCGCCCACCUCGGGCAGAGAGGGCUGUCAUGCAACAGGGUCGCUGCUGCUGCGCGUCCCCCUCCAUCUAUGUCUUUAUUUCUUUUUUUUUUUGUGCCCUGGUGAGACUGGCGCGUCUCUCGGCUGCAGCAGCGCCUGUUGCUCCCCAUGCGCGGCCAAUGCCAGGAUCUUAAUUUCCCCGUGUCUCCGCCUCCUCCACGGUCUGCUCCGUCCACUGUUGUCAUCCAUUUGUGCAAAAAAGGUGCAGCAGCGCCCAGCUGGAUCCCCUCACUCUCCUUUAGUCAACACGAGGUUCAACAUGGGAUUAAAUAAAGCCUCACACAUCACACAACAUGUCUGGAUGUCACAACUCAGCACAGCAGGUGUAGUCUCCACACCUCACUUUGUUGUCUGCUGUGGAACAAUCAUGUUGUGUGCAUCCUAUGGCUGGGCAAUAAAACAAUAUCAAUUAAUAACAAUAACAAUGAUAAUAAAAAUAAUAAUAACUUUAUUUGUAUAGCACUUUUUAAUAAAAACAACAAAGCAGGCAAAACAUCCAAUACAAUUUAAUAACAUGAGGAUGUAGUUGAAAUAAAUAAAGUGCAGGUAAAACAGCAAUAAACGUCAUGUGAUAAAAGCCUUUUUAUAAAAAAUGUGUUUAAAGAGUAGUUAAAAGAGUUUUUAAAAAAAGAGAGAAUUCCAAUGUAAUUUUCAGAAAUAGCAAUAUAACAAAAGUCCAGUAUAUAUCAAUAUAUUCUCAUGCAUUGUGGAUUCACAGUGAGGAGACACAUCACACAAUUGAUCUACGUAAGUUUUGCUAUCAGGUGUUUGUCAUUCUCUGCUUCAGAGAAGAAUUUAAAACCACAACCUUCACUUAUCGCUAUCGGCUGAACAUUUACAUCCCUGUGUCAAUGCAAUAUAUAUUAUAAUAUGCUAUUAUAGCAUUAUCAUAUAUUAUAACAUGUCUGUGGAGAUUCUCAGUCAUCCAACUCACGGUAUAUCCAAGUGCUAAAACCACAUCAACUCAACCAAGUCCAGUUGAUCUUUCUUUAGCACUUAGACAUACAUUAUAACAUACAUUUUAGAAUAUAGGACUAGAUGGUGAAUAUCAUAUAAUAUGAAUAUAUUAUAGUAUGAUAUAUAAUACACAUUGCAUGGACACAUGGGAUGGGCAAAAUAACAGGAAUACUUAAUAAACGCAAAAACUUAACAACAAAAUUCACUUUUAAAGGUGAUGCUUUGUGAAGCCAUGCAUGUAUAUUGAUGGACAAUAUGGGGUAGACAAUAAAGCUAGAAAAUAAUCUCAAGAUAAAAAAUUUAAUUUCAGUCGAUAUCGUCAAAUAUCACAAAAAUGUGUCACAUUAUUGUGAUUUUUAAUGUUAAAGGCUGAUUUUUGCUUUGAAACUCUUCUUUAUGGGCAGAAAAUGACGUUUGAUUAACAGCAAAACAUUUUACUAAUCUGAGGUGGAUCAUUAAAACCACGUGUGUUAUACCUCCUCACUGUGUUUGUACAAUACAUAAGCAGCAUAUCAAUAUAUAGAUGUAGAAUCUUCGUUAAAUUGCCAUUGAUGAAAAUUAUAUUGCUUGAAUUUGUUUUAUUGCCCAGCCCUAACAGGUGUAUUUAAUAAUAACAUAGAUCACAUCAGAAAACUGCACUCCUGAUUUUUCACAUACAAAAAUUCACCUUUGUUGGUGUUAUAUUCUAUAAAUAGAUUACUAGCGAGUUUUUUUCUAAAUCUGUAUAUAGUAAUAUUUUGUAUUUUUUACUGAUCUGCGUUCUUUUAAUGUUUAAGUGAUUUUAAUAUCAUAAUAUUGAUACUGAUUAAUAUUUUAUUUUGAGAUUUCAUCACAGCUUAAAUUAAAGGUGUAGUUUUGUGGUGGUUGUGUGGGACUGAAUUGCUUUAUAGUGUCAAGUGUUGACACUAUAAGCUAUUUUGUCCACCCCCUUCAAGUUGUAACUCCUCCUUCAACACUCAUUACCUCUCUAUAAAUGUGGAGCCUCUCAUAUUCAUGUGCAGAAGAGUCUGGUACAGAGAUAGCAGGGCCCAAUCCAAGUUCAAUCCUCAAUUAGAAGUGAACUUAUUCUUAGACACUUGGAACUGAGAGGGUCAAGCUAUCUGUGUCCGAGCCUUAUUCCUGGACAGCUGCUAAAUAUAUUUCAUAUGGCAUCUGGUGAGAGAAUGAAUGCUGACGACUGCAAUGGGAGCUCAUACGCACAGGGUAAUGGAGGUGAGUCGUCAACGGAACAGGAUUUUUAUGGCGCACUGCAGGGCCCUCCAGCGAAAUCUCCAACCAGUCAGCAGUCCUCGCCACACCGCUCCCUCAGUGCAAACUCCAUUAAGGUUGAGCUGUGCAGUGACGAUGAGUCACCAGAUGCUCCACAGCCAGAGAACAGAGAGGCUGUGAGGGUUGAUAGCGGUGGGGAUGACAGAGGGGACCCCAUGGAGGAAGGGAACGCAGAGUUCGCUGGAGCUGGAAGAGACAGAGCGAACAUUUACGGCGAGAUGGCCAGUCCCGAUGCUGCUUCACCAGGACCUAUCCGGCUCCCCAAUGGGAAGCUCCAGUGUGAGGUCUGUGGGAUGAUCUGCAUCGGACCCAAUGUGCUGAUGGUGCACAAGCGUAGCCACACAGGCGAGAGGCCGUUCCAGUGUAACCAGUGUGGGGCCUCCUUUACCCAGAAGGGGAACUUACUGCGUCACAUCAAGCUGCAUUCAGGAGAGAAGCCUUUCAAAUGUCCCACGUGUAACUAUGCUUGUCGCCGGAGAGAUGCGCUGGCUGGACAUCUGCGCACACAUACAGUCUCGUCUCCAACGGUGGGGAAACCCUUCAAGUGCAGCUUCUGUAGCCGCAGCUACAAACAACAAAACACACUGGAGGAACAUCUAGAGCGCUGCCAUAGUUACCUGAGGAGCCUGGACCACCAGACAUCCGUCAACACACAGACCACACAAGGUGAAGAGUCAGUCAAUAUGGAGAUUAUCACUAAACCUGGGCUCCAGCCAUCCAGUGAAAAAAUCCAGUUUGUAGAUAGACUGGCCAUUAGCAUCACCAAACGCAAGAGGUCAACACCACAGAAGUUUUUAGGUGAAAAGCACAUGCACCUUGACAUACCUGAAGCACCUUAUGAAUUGUCCUCUGGCUCCGAGAAAGACGGGGACCUCAUGAGCUCUCAGCCUGCCGGGCUGGCUGGUUCACGCCUCCAAGGCCACAGGGCUAAAGGUGACAACCACGAGUCGCCUACUCUGUCUCAGCUCCAUCCUGCCUUUCUGUCGGAGCUCCGCACAGUUAUGGGCUCCAUCAACAGCAACGUGACUCCUCAGGGCCCCCGAGCCCAUGGCGGAGGUGGACUGGCCGCGAUGUCCCUUGGGCUGCCUGGCCGGGAGGCAGGCGAAGGCCGUGUCGACAAACCCUCAGCGCAUAGCCAUACCACCUCACCCAAUGGCUGUCCCGACUCUACAGACACAGAGAGCACAGCAGAGGAGCAGAGCACAAGGGCUACAGCCCCAACAAGUACCUCCAACAACCACCACCUCCACUACCAAACCCCAGCACUGCCCCGCAGCCAUCCCACUUCCAGCCCCAGCCAGGCCAAAUACUUGGACCCAGAAUGGGAGAGAGCAUGUCCUGUGCCCCCACCCGUAGUAAAGAGGAGCGCUGGCUCAACCCUUUCUUCCAGGGAGACUGUGCAGGUGUUAGACAGGGACGGCAGGCCUGUGCGCUCCUUCCACUGCCAGCACUGCCGCAUCCUCUUCCUGGACCAUGUCAUGUUCACCAUCCACAUGGGUUGUCACGGCUUCCGUCAGCCCUUCGAGUGCAACAUCUGCGGCCACCUCAGCCAGGACCGCUACGAGUUCUCGUCUCACAUCAGCCGCGGAGAGCACCAGGUGGGCUGAGGGGAAGGGGGCUCGUGUGGCGGGAAGGGCGGAGAGGCAGCUACUGCUUUCUAAAGUUGUGGGCUCACGUUUGUUCUGCACCAGAUCAGUUGCUUUAAAUCCAGAGUGUAAGUAAAAAAAAAAAAAGAAACUGUUUUUUAUUGUGAGAGUAUUUAUGAAUCUAGAAAGUAGACGCAAGUGAAGAAUCUUUCCAGCGCACCAUUUAAAGUUCAGCGGGGGCUAAUUACAUGCUACGAUUGAUUGCACUCCCAUAUCAAAUCAUCCAGCAAAACUACUGGUUUUGCUUCUAAAGUGCCUUCUUGGGGGAUUUCCUCUCAACGACAAAAACUGGGGUGGUGGGACAGGUGCUCUUAAAUUUUGACUAGCCAUCUUUUCCUAAGUGAUUUAGUUAGCACCUUUGAGAGGUCAUGCACAGAGGCAUUUAAGAAAAGCAUGGUGUGUAGAUUCCGAGAAUUAUAUUUGGUAUGCACCAGGAGCUUUGUAUUUCUGGUUGAGGAGGGUGUUUUGUCUCGGGUGUCAGGUAAGCUUUAUAUGCACUGAAGAGCUUUGUGCUUCUGGGAUUGGGAGGAGCGUUUGUCACGGACGAAGCACAGAAAAGGAUUGCCUUAACUCCUACACUAGUACGCUGCUGUAGGAAUACAUAUUGUUUACAGCACGGUGUGUGAAGUCACCUCAGAAGGGAGGAUAUUGUACAGCUGCACAGUGAGAAGACUAUCAGGACAAAGGAAAAUCAUGAGGGGAAGUAAAACUUGAAAAUAUUCACCUGCAGGGUGAAAAGAGGCGUUCAGGGCUCAGAUGUAAAAUAGGUGUUUUUUUGGAUGUUAAAGCGAGCCUCAGAAAACUGGUGCAGAUCAGACCAUGAGCCAUGUGGUGUACAGCCUGACUGAGACGGCCUGGGGUGCUAUACCUACACAGGUUUGCACUUUUAGGUUCCCUGCUUAUAUAUGAGCAUCUUCGCCGAAGCACUUUGACGGCUUUACAACUUUUUUUGUUCUGUGAUUGUUUCUACUGCACUGAGAAAUCGCAUCACACUCACAAAAGCUGAUCACGUCAUUUGCAACGCCAGUGUGUUUUUAACGGAGCUGGCCUUCUACAGAGUCCCACGACAUUGCACUGGUUCCGUGAGGUCUCCACUCGAGUUUGCUGCAAUGUGAGACUAAUAAAUCAAAUCAGUUCUAACUAGAAGAAUUCUUUUUGUGGUUUUGCUCUCAGCGGUUGAGGCCGAAAGGUUUUAAAACAAUCUCCAUCAUGUAAGUGAUUUAGCAAAUGAUUUAAAAAUGAAUGAACAAAUCAGUUUGGAUCUGUUGAGUUAUCACUUGUGAUUAUCUAUUUAGUGUUGUUUGUUUCAGCCUUGUUGUAUUUAAUCAGCUAUAUUCCAAAUCUUAUCCAGCAUAUUCCUCAAGUCCAUGAAAUGUUACCUCCUGCUUCUUUAUAGCACCCAAAUACCUUAUUGCUACAGUAUGGUGAGUUAUCUGAUAAUGUUAAUAUUGGAAACACGAAUGAGACCAAACUCAGUAUUCUUACUUGUUGUUGUGGGGUUUGCUGCUUCAUAGUUUAACUUGAUUUCCUUUAAUCGCAGGCAAAGAUGUACUUGAAAGUGAUGAAGAAAAAAAGAAAUCUAAAACUGCACUUGGUUUGAUAAGUAGAGACGUGUGUGUGAAUGGAAUAUAGCAUGUGUGCUUGUCAUUUUUCUGCUUUUACCUGAACCGUGAAUUAUUUUUGAAAUGUGAAGUAAUUUCAAGAAGUGAAAAUGAGGCAUGGGUUUCUGUCUCCUGGUGUGGACUUUUCAAUGUUCUAUGAUAUUUUGUGAAUGAUGUAACAUGACAAAACACUUUACCUCAAAGUUAAAGAUGUACAACUGCCUCAUUAUUUAAAAAAAAAAAAAAGUCAUGCUCCUUUCUGAGAUGUUCUUGCAGUUACAAAUGCGUCCCCCUCGAUAUUCUCAAAACUUUUUACUGUCAAUAAAGUUACGUUUAUUGUAAAA